AUGAAGCCUACAUGGCUCGAUGAGCCUGUUGCUCAGCAAGGGGGCAGUUCCCGCAGAUCCAGCGCCAGUCCUUUCACCGCCGACUACACGAUCAGCCAGACCCUGCACGGCCAGUCACAUUCGGAGUCUGGCCGCCUGAGCGUAGAUGUGCCGCCGGAUUUCAUCAAUCUCAAUGCUAUCGUGUCCUCGCAGGGCACAUCGGCCAGCACGGAAGACUUUGCUCCGACACCCAAGAAGCAGAUGCGUAUAGAUAAUGAGGGGCCUUUUUCGCUCUUGUCGGGUCCGACACUUCCCUUGCCGAAUCAGACUGUGCACAAGAGAGAAACAAGAUGGAUCAGCCGGCGAUGGAGCGACAUUAUCACGUUUGGCAAGUUCGUAGGACCGGGAUUCAUGAUUGCCGUUGCGUACAUUGAUCCCGGGAACUACGCCACUGAUAUCGCCGCCGGCGCUUCCUAUCACUUUGACCUGCUAUUCAUCGUUCUAUUGAGCAACAUUGUUGCGAUAUUUCUUCAGGGUCUGGCGAUCAAACUUGGGACAAUUACAGGCCUUGACUUGGCGACCGCCUGCCGCGUCUUCCUCCCGAAAUGGAUGAAUAUCAUCGCCUACGCACUCGCCGAGAUCGCCAUCAUCGCGACUGAUAUGGCCGUGGUCAUCGGCACCGCCAUAGCUCUGCACCUCCUGAUACCAAAGUUGCCUUUGAUCGCUUGCGUCAUCCUUACCAUUGUGGAUGUCGUCUUCAUUGUCGUCUUUUACCGCCCCGACGGCUCUAUGCGCGGUCUGCGAUUGUUCGAAAUUGGCGUCUGUUUCCUUGUCCUGGGAGUCGUUGUCUGCUUCUGCAUCCAACUUUCGUUGAUUGAGAACACGACUGUCGGUCAAGUAUUCCGCGGAUACCUUCCAUCCAACUCCAUCAUCCAGACUCAGGGACUGUACCAAUCUUGUGGUAUCCUAGGCGCAACAGUCAUGCCUCACAGCCUCCACCUCGGCUCAGGCGUCGUUCAGUCCAGGCUCAAAGACUUUGACAUGAAGGAGGGCAACCUCCAGGAUCUGCCCCGUUUCGACACCAUGACUACCGUCGACAGCGACCCCAAGGUAUUCUAUUUCCCCUCCAUGGCCGCCAUCAAGCACUGUAUGAAGUUUUCCAUCGCCGAGAUCGUCAUCACCCUCUUCGUCUUCGCCCUCUUUGUAAACUCGGCUAUCCUCAUCGUGGCAGGCUCCGCGCUCUACCAGGGCCAGACCUCUCUCGCCUCCGACAUCUUUGGCAUGCACGACCUGCUCGCCAACAGCAUAUCCUCCGCCGCAGGCAUCAUCUUCGCCUUUGCUCUGCUCCUCUCGGGCGUCUCCGCGGGCUUGGUAUGCACUAUCGCGGGCCAGCUCGCCAGCGAGGGUGCGCUUAACUGGCGUAUGCGUCCGUGGCACCGGCGUCUCGCGACGCGGCUCAUCAGCGUCAUUCCGACCGUUGUCGUUGUUGCGGUCGCGGGGCAGUCCGGGCUCAGCAACGCGCUGACGGGUACGCAGGUGGUGCUGAGCACGGUGUUGCCCGUCAUCACGGCGCCGCUCAUUUACUUUACGUCGCUGAACAAGUACAUGACUGUCGUACCGGGAGCGGCGAGCUACGGGUCUGACACGGGGGUCGUGCCCGCGCGCCGAUUUAGUGCCGUGGGCGUCAAGAUGGCGAAUUCGUGGUGGAUUACGGUGAUUGCUGUGCUGCUUUGGUUGAUGAUUACGGUCAUGAAUGUGGCAAAUUUGGUUUUGUUGGUGUUGAACGCCAUCAAUUGA
This is a messenger RNA of Colletotrichum orchidophilum, 1776 nucleotides long. RefSeq names its product metal ion transporter metal ion transporter. Gene Ontology annotation, biological process: iron ion transport; intracellular manganese ion homeostasis. The coding region runs from base 1 to 1776 and encodes 591 amino acids. NCBI's taxonomy places the organism in Eukaryota, Fungi, Ascomycota, Sordariomycetes, Glomerellales, Glomerellaceae. Gene Ontology annotation, molecular function: manganese ion transmembrane transporter activity; cadmium ion transmembrane transporter activity. The record is from RefSeq and is a predicted model, not a curated record. Gene Ontology annotation, cellular component: membrane. The transcript has 3 exons.